AAGUUUUGUGAUAUUUUCACUUCUGACAGGCACAACGUGAGCGAGGCAAGAUGUUUGUUUUGACUCGCAUGAAAGAUACGGUGCGCAUUCCCCCGAAUUUGCUUCAUCUCGACACCACUCAAGCCAUUACAGAAAUCAUAAACUCAAAAUUAGCAAACAAGGUUGUUCACAAUGUCGGCUUAUGCAUUGCUUUGUGGGACAUUGAAAAGUUUGAAGAUACCUUUAUCUUUCCUGGUGAUGGAGGAACACAUACAACUGUUCACUUCAGGUAUGUUGUGUUUCGACCUUUUAUUGAUGAAGUUCUGAUUGGGAAAGUAAAACGGUGCAGCAGAGAAGGGGUUUAUGUUUCUAUGGGAUUUUUUGAUGAUGUUUUCAUUCCAGCUGAUGCACUACAACAUCCAUCUAAAUUUAAUGAACAAGAGCAGCUAUGGGCCUGGGAAUAUGACACAGGUGAAGGCAAGCAUGAUCUUUACAUGGACAUUGAUGAAGAGAUCAGAUUCCGUGUUAUGGAGGAGAAGUUUGUGGAGGUGAGUCCCAAAAAGAAGAAAACAAAGGGGGAGCCCAAAGAUGUGCCACAGAUUGAUGCUGAACCACGAAAACCUCCCUACACCAUAACUGGCACACUAGCUGAACCAGGACUAGGUUUGCUUUCAUGGUGGACUUCAGCAGGCUAAAAUAAAGUAUUUUAGUUUUGAAAUUUC
Messenger RNA from Pomacea canaliculata, 701 nucleotides. Its product is annotated as DNA-directed RNA polymerase III subunit RPC8-like. Gene Ontology annotation, cellular component: RNA polymerase III complex. Gene Ontology annotation, biological process: transcription initiation at RNA polymerase III promoter; DNA-templated transcription. The coding region runs from base 51 to 674 and encodes 207 amino acids. Lineage: Eukaryota; Metazoa; Mollusca; Gastropoda; Architaenioglossa; Ampullariidae. Gene Ontology annotation, molecular function: DNA binding; DNA-directed RNA polymerase activity. The transcript is spliced from 7 exons. The record is from RefSeq and is a predicted model, not a curated record.